Crotalus tigris (Tiger rattlesnake) is the source of this 3271-nucleotide messenger RNA. RefSeq names its product ATP binding cassette subfamily B member 7 (gene ABCB7). Gene Ontology annotation, cellular component: mitochondrial inner membrane. Gene Ontology annotation, molecular function: ABC-type transporter activity; ATP hydrolysis activity; ATP binding. NCBI's taxonomy places the organism in Eukaryota, Metazoa, Chordata, Lepidosauria, Squamata, Viperidae. The transcript is spliced from 16 exons. The record is from RefSeq and is a predicted model, not a curated record. The coding region runs from base 29 to 2245 and encodes 738 amino acids. Gene Ontology annotation, biological process: transmembrane transport; intracellular iron ion homeostasis.
CCUUCCCGCCAUCCCUCCUUCCCCCAAUAUGGCGCUGCUGAGGGCUCUACCGAGCUUCUCCGGUGACCGCGCGGCGGCCACCGCACUCCGCACCAGGCCGCUUCGGGUUUCCUUGCGCUGGCGGGGCCGGUCGCUCCCAGAGGCCUCCCAGGUUCCACCAAUUUUAAAUCGACCCACGUGGCACAGCUCAGGGAAAUGCUAUACAAGACAACUAUUAGAUGCUGCGAAGCAUCUGCAGGGCUGGUCUCAGAUAGACAAAAGAACCUGUUGGCACGGACACGCUGGGGGAGGCCUCCAUUCAGACCCCAAGAAAGCGUUGAAAGAAAUAGAGGGUGGAAAGAUCCUCAAAGCAAUGGUCUCAUAUGUCUGGCCCAAAGACCGGCCUGAUCUUCGUGCCAGAGUCGCCAUAUCGCUGGGAUUUUUAGCGGGUGCAAAGGCUAUGAACAUCGUGGUUCCCUUCAUGUUUAAAUAUGCAGUAGACAACCUCAACCAGCUGUCUGGAAAUGUUCUGAACCUGAGCGAUGCACCCAGUACAGUUGCAACCAUGGCAACAGCUGUUCUGAUUGGAUACGGCAUCUCGCGAGCAGGCGCAGCGUUAUUUAACGAAGCCAGAAACGCCGUCUUUGGGAAAGUGGCCCAGAAUUCCAUCAGGAGAAUAGCCAAAAAUGUCUUCCUCCACUUGCAUCAGCUGGACUUGGGCUUCCAUCUGAAUCGGCAAACUGGAGCGUUGUCCAAGGCCAUCGACCGAGGCACCCGCGGCAUCAGCUUUGUGCUCAGUGCGCUGGUGUUUAAUCUGGGGCCCACCUUGUUUGAAGUGGCCCUCGUGAGUGGGAUUUUGUAUUAUAAAUGUGGUGCACAUUUCGCACUUGUAACCUUGGGGACAUUAGGAGCAUACACGGCAUUCACAAUAGGACUUACACAGUGGAGAACUAAAUUUAGGAUCGAAAUGAAUAAAGCCGAUAACGAUGCAGGCAAUGCUGCAAUUGACUCUCUGCUGAAUUAUGAAACUGUAAAGUACUUCAAUAAUGAAAAUUAUGAAGCCCAACAGUAUGAUGGAUUUUUGAAGACCUAUGAAAAGGCCUCGCUGAAAACUACCUCAACUUUGGCUCUGCUUAAUUUUGGACAAAGCACUAUAUUCAGCAUUGGAUUAACGGCCGUGAUGGUGAUGGCCAGCAAGGGGGUUGUUGCAGGUAACCUAACUGUUGGCGAUCUGGUCAUGGUGAACGGAUUGCUGUUCCAGCUUUCCUUACCCCUUAACUUCCUGGGGACGGUAUAUAGAGAGACGAGGCAGGCGCUCAUAGACAUGAACCUAUUGUUUACGCUGCUUAGCAUAGACACUAAAAUCAAGGAUAAAGAACUGGCUCCACCCCUGCAGAUUACACCACAGACUGCUACCAUCGCCUUUGAUAACGUGCAUUUUGAAUACCUUGAGGGGCAGAAAGUCCUCAGUGGCGUGUCUUUUGAAGUCCCUGCAGGAAGAAAAGUGGCCCUUGUAGGAGGCAGUGGGUCAGGGAAAAGCACAAUUAUAAGAUUGUUAUUUCGCUUCUAUGAGCCUCAGAAGGGAGGGAUUUAUAUUGCUGGCAAGAAUAUACAAAAUGUCAGUUUGGAAAGCCUGCGGAAGGCUUUAGGAGUUGUCCCCCAGGAUGCUGUUCUUUUCCACAACACCAUCUUCUACAACCUCCAGUAUGGCAAUAUCAAUGCCUCUGCAGAAGACAUCUAUGCGGUGGCAAAGCUAGCCGGAAUUCACGAUGCUAUUCUCAGAAUGCCCAAUGGGUACAACACCCAAGUAGGCGAGCGAGGUCUGAAACUGUCAGGAGGUGAAAAACAGAGGAUUGCAAUAGCCAGAGCCAUCUUGAAGAAUCCUCCCAUUAUUCUCUAUGACGAAGCCACUUCGUCCUUAGAUUCCAUUACAGAAGAGAACAUCCUGAAUGCCAUGAGAGACAUUGUAAGGCACAGAACAUCCAUCUUCAUUGCACACAGGUUGUCAACCGUGGUUGAUGCUGAUGAAAUAAUUGUCCUGGAUCAGGGCAAAGUUGCAGAGCGUGGCAAGCAUAUUGACCUGCUUACCAGCCCCAACAGCCUCUACUACGAGAUGUGGCACACUCAGAGCAGCCGGAUGCUGAACAGAAGCACCAGUGAGAGGUGGGAGGAGAGAAACCAUCACAUGUCCAAAGAGGAAGAAAGGAAGAAACUGCAAGAAGAAAUAAUCAACAGCGUGAAAGGCUGUGGGAAUUGCUCCUGCUGAGUCUGAGUCUAAAUCCACCCCCAGUUGAUGCCAAGUAAAGUUUGCACUGAAGCUGCAUUCAACCAAGUACACCGUGCCGAGAUUUUGUUUGCUUUUGUUAGUGGGCUUUUCUCCAUGAAACCAGAUCUUGGUGGCCAAAGGAUUUUAUAUUUGCUUGUCAGUGAGGAUUGGUUGAAACUGACCCGGACUGGUUCAUUAACACUUAUAUUUGGUAAUAAUCUCAGACAAGGUGCAAAUCCACCUGGAAUUGUUUUUAACGUGGCAGAAAAUUGCUAUAACCUGGCCAGAAUCAAAUUAUCUGGCAUUCACUGUUAAGGUGUUGCAUUCUAAUGCUGUUCCUCACUACUGCAGAGUUUAUAUAUGUUUUAACAGAAAUCAAUUAAAUCAAGUAUGUAUAUUCAUGGGGAAAAGGAUGCAGUUAAUAUUCUUUAGUUGUUGCAUUUAAUAGAGUUUGUAUCCUUUUAUAAAAGAGCAUCAGGUUUGCAGUUCAAUGCAGAGACAUUUUUGCCUCAAUAUUUACUGAUUUUCCCCAUUAGAAGUACAUAUUUCUGCAAGGACUAAAUUUUCAGUGUUAAGAACAAAAGAGAGCAUCUCAAAAUCAUCGGUGCAUCUUUCAAAGCAAAGUAGUAAAGGCUGGUUCAUCUCAAUUCUGUAAUCAUCUGGGAACAGCACAAGGAAAUGUUUCUAUUAAAUUCUAAUGAUAAUUCAAUACAAAUAUUGUUAGAAUUAUUGUCUUGCCAAUAAGUUGUGUUUCUGUAGCAAGGUACAGAGUGUCUUCAUUCUCAGGCACUAUUCGGACUGCCUUUUGUUCGGGCUCAGUAUUGAUGAAGGAAAUGUAUUGUUUUGGAAAAGUAAUUUCAGUUGACCUUGACAUUACUUCAGUACAGAGAUGAGUAACUUUUGCUGUGCCCUGCAAAAUAAACCCCUUUAAUAGGUGGUAACAAAAUGGAAAUUGGGAGUUCAUUCUUCAACUGGAUAAGUUACUGUUUGAUGGCAUUAAGUGGAAAAAGUCGUGGUGCUUAAAAA